Messenger RNA from Penicillium riverlandense, 1551 nucleotides. RefSeq lists its product as uncharacterized. The coding region runs from base 1 to 1551 and encodes 516 amino acids. Lineage: Eukaryota; Fungi; Ascomycota; Eurotiomycetes; Eurotiales; Aspergillaceae. Gene Ontology annotation, molecular function: protein binding. The record is from RefSeq and is a predicted model, not a curated record. The transcript has a single exon.
AUGUCGCUUCCCCUGGAUUUUCUCUCGGCGGCUGGACAUGUGCUUCCAGCGCUCCCCACACCGGAUUCGCGUGCCUUGGGAUCCCGACCUAUGUUUAAACAUGAGGUCCCAACACGACCCGUGCCUUCUCGUGAUGAUCUUAUACCUGUACCACCCUCAUCACCACCGCUAGAUCCAUCAUCAAUGUCACCCUCACCCCCUCCGCCGAUUCUCCAGUUGCAAAGAGAAUCCACACGCCGCCGCCUGUUACCGCCGGCCAUGACGGAUCUUCAACUGUGCAUGGAAUGGGGCUCAUCGCCACUUACUCCAUUUAGUCACUUUGUGGCCCCUGAACUCUUUACAUCUCCGAAGCGGUUCCAUCGGUUCAUGGACUUGCCACCGGAAAUUCACCGGAUUAUCUUUCAAUCCUGUGACACGCCAACGCUUUUUCAUCUCAUGCAUACAUCAUCUAACACCAGAUCCGAAUGCUCUAAAUUGUUCUGGCAGUCUGGGAAUAACAUCUGGUAUCUGCCCCAUCAUGCCUAUCAAAUUUUUACACACAAAGUCUCCCCGAUCUACCACUGCCAUGAUUUCGCCUCGCGGAUCACGCACGUGGAAAUCCCUCUUUACCUCGCCGACUAUCACCAGAUGGUGAUUAAAGGACAUGAAUUCUGGGAUAGGCUACAAGAGCUCUUUCCCUCGGCGCGUAAUGUGGUCCUGAGUGGGAGUGAGCCAACAGAGCAGCUGCUAGCUUCUGAAAAUCAUGACGAGUUCUUUCUCGUUUCCGAACUAGUGGAGCUUGCACCAUCAAAUAUCACCCCCUUUGUGGCCUAUAGAUCCCCACGUGAGGACGACGAGGAUGUGGAGGGUUUAUGGUACAGACUUUGGCGGGUGAAAGCACGUAUCUGGAACCUAAUCGAAGACACCUGGACACCUAUGCGAGUCUUGCUUCCACCAAACAAAGUCCCACGUGGCUUACUGAAUGAUAUUCUAACAAGUGAGCGACUUGACAGUAUCUUGUGGCGCGAAACAAAAGCCAUCAACUGGCUGAAAUUGGAAACAUAUGCGCGUUAUUCGGACAGCACUGGGAUCGAAAGUCCAGAUCCCGAGUGCAAAUCGUUGAAAUUCCGCACAUUGAAAGAAUUCAAGAAGCAUGUUUGGGAAGAGUGCCGAAGGAGCCCCUGGUUUACUGGUGACCGGGAGGUGGUGCUGUGCCAUCGGAACACACCAGCUGAGGUAAAGGCUAUCAUUAACACGAAACAACGUCGUGUAGACAAGAUGGUGUCUAUUAGAAAUGCUCUCAAUAAUGGAUUGCGUGAUCAGUUCCGCAGACCAGGAGAAGCAAAGCUUCAGUUCGAAGAAGCUCUCACUGCCCAAAUGAAGGAGCAUGGAUAUCUCGCACCGGACGAGUCACUUGGGUAUGCGUACUUAUGGUACAGCCUCGAUGACGAACUCUUUGAAUUUGAUUAUCCUGAUUAUCCUGAUGAAGAAGACAUCGAUCCAGAGUGCCCUGAGGAAGAAUGCUUCGAUGGUGAUUAUGCCGGGGAAGAGUAUUUUGAAUAUUCAGAUUAG